AUGAGUUCCGCGUCCGAUUCGACUUUGAGCCGCGUGGCACGUUAUGCCGUUCCAUUCGGACUACUCUUGAUUCCUAUCUGGAGAGCCAAAGUCCAAGCCGAAGUCCCCGAAGCAUACCUAGAUGAGGUCUUCCAUGUCCCACAGGCUCAAGCAUAUUGGAAGCACCAGUGGACUCACUGGGAUCCUAAAAUUACGACACCACCUGGCUUAUACUUGUGGUCGUACCUGCUGUGCGCUAUCGUGCUCUCUCGCGACGAAUCCCCGAAGGAACUUGGUAUCGAUGCCCUCCGCCGAACCAAUUUCUUCACCACCGCCAUUUUUCUUCCUUGGAGACUCCAGACUCUUUCAGAUGCCGUGCAUAAGAUUAAGAAUACCCGGAAAAUGGGUGCGUGGCUCAGUCAUUCAGUUCUGAAUAUCUGUUUGUUCCCCCCACUUUUCUUCUUUUCCGGUCUAUACUAUACCGAUAUACUCGCACUCCUUGUCGUGAUAGAGGCAUACAAUUGGGACCUGAAGCGGUCCGAUGCAAAGGGUGCUAAGGGUUUACUUUCCACCCUGAUGUUUCUUGUGUGUGGUUUGGCUGCUCUUGCUUGUCGUCAAACAAACAUCUUUUGGGUUUCGGCGUUUCUGGGUGGACUGCAGGUUGUUCGUAAGAUUCGACUUUCUUGCGAACCUUCUAAGUCAUCCGAUUUGUGCAGCAUUGUCAAGGGUGGGUUUAAAAAUCAAAUUUAUGAUCCUCUUGUCUCAGACGCUUCCUUAGAAGAUUACUUCAAGUCUGCAAUCUCAUUUGCGACUGCUAGUCUGAAGAAUCCAUUCUCUACUGUAGCUUCGAUCAUCCCCCACUUAGCCAUUCUUGGAGCUUUCGGUGCAUUUGUUUUCUGGAAUGACGGCGUGGUACUUGGCCACAAGGAAUUCCAUACAGCUGGCAUCCACUUAGCUCAAAUGCUAUACAUCUGGCCGUACUUUGCCUUUUUCUCUUGGCCAUUGCUCGUUAUCCCAGUCGCCAAUCUCGUUUUACCAACAUCGGUUUUACCCAAGUAUUUCAAUUAUGGCUUCCCGAAGAGCCAGAAGCAACUUCCAAAGUUACUUACUGUCCUAGCCGUUCUUCCGGUUAUGCUUGCCAUUGUUCAUUUCAACACGGUUGUGCAUCCCUUCACGCUCGCUGACAACCGGCACUAUGUUUUCUAUGUGUUUCGCCUUCUCUUGGGCGUUAAUCCUGCUGUGAAGUAUGUUGCCGUAUUGAUAUACUUCCUCUGUGGAUGGGCUGUUCUAUCUGCCCUUGGUUUCACAAUCGACCAGGGGCCGAGAAGGAUUCAGCUUCCUCCUAUGGCGCCUGCAGCACCCACAGCAGCACCUGCUCCUGAGCACCCAAAGGAAAAUAGAAAAACACGCCGAGUAAAUGAGAAAGCCUCUGCUAAGAAGAGUUCGCAGCUUGAAUCAAAAGAAAAGCCAAAUAAACCUGAACCCAUGUCCCCUGAAGCAUUCGCUAGGCUUCAACAGAGCCUGGUCCAGCGUCGCAAAGAACAAUCGGUAGCACCACGAGUUAGCUUCGUUCUUGUUUGGCUCGCGGCGACGACUCUUUCCCUUGUGACAGCCCCACUUGUCGAGCCGCGCUAUCUUAUCAUCCCUUGGGUGUUGUGGCGUCUGCAUCUCCCAGAGCUGCCGAGCCCUUCGGCAUUCCAGAAGCAGCGACCUGAGAACGAGCGUGAAAAGAAACUUGUUGAUCUGUCAAAGAAUGCUUCUAAGUUUAUCGAGACUGCCUGGUUCAUCGUGAUCAAUGCAGUGACCGGAUAUCUGUUCCUGUACAAGGGCUUUGAAUGGCCCCAGGAGCCUGGCAAGGUCCAGCGUUUCAUGUGGUGA
Molecule: messenger RNA, 1857 nt
Organism: Penicillium angulare
Lineage: Eukaryota; Fungi; Ascomycota; Eurotiomycetes; Eurotiales; Aspergillaceae
Gene: alg10
Product: dolichyl-P-Glc:Glc(2)Man(9)GlcNAc(2)-PP-dolichol alpha-1,2- glucosyltransferase
Exons: 3
Coding region: 1-1857 (618 amino acids)
Biological process (GO): protein N-linked glycosylation; dolichol-linked oligosaccharide biosynthetic process
Cellular component (GO): endoplasmic reticulum
Molecular function (GO): dolichyl pyrophosphate Glc2Man9GlcNAc2 alpha-1,2-glucosyltransferase activity
Source: RefSeq, a predicted model, not a curated record